AUGGCCAACUCUGAGGAGACGCCCGCGCAGCGACAAGCACGAAUCCGUCAACAGAAACGCGAGGCUAAGAUCAAUGCAAAUGCUCAGGAGAGACUGGAUAAGAUUACCAACCUGGGUGGCCGGGCUCCCGAGCCAGUGCGCAAAGAGCCACCUUCGCGAACGCCGGAUGCGGCAGCACCGAGUCCCGCCACGAACAGACAAGUGCCAUUCGGUGCAGGUGCGCCGCCGCCGAACAACAAUAGCCUAACACCGGAGCAAGCCAGAAUGCAAGAAGAGUAUAUGAAGGCUCUCUUCCAGGGACCUCCGGCAGGAGCGGUUGGCCAAGAUCAAAGUGCACAACAGCCAGGCGCAGAUGACCCAAUGAUGCAGAUGCUGCAGUCUCUUAUGGGCAACAUGAGCGGCGACCCAGGUCAGGGCGGCGCGAACAACAACCCUGGCGGCCUGCCAUUCUCUCCUGACGAUUUGGCUCAGGCAACCGGUCUACCUAGCUGGGCGACGGGAAUGAUGUUCGGCGGAGGAAAGGCACCACCGACUCCAGCACAGGAACAGAGUCAGAGGAUGUGGAAGAUAUUGCAUGUUGUCGUUUCUGUGCUUUGUGGCGUCUACAUGUUGUUCGCCGUGAACAGAUCUGUCCGCACCUUCGGAUUAGAUCCGCCUGCGCCUCCAACCUUUCAGAAUCCAUUCAUGGUGUUCAUCAUGGCUCAGCUUCUGCUGCAAGGAACGAGGAUACUAUCAGCCGGUCAGGCGGAGAAAAAGGGUAUCGGUCUAUGGUUCCAGAUGCUAAAGCAGUUAGCACGUGACGGUGCAGUCGUGGUAUUCAUGCUUGGCUGCGCCAGUUGGUGGAAAGGCAACAGCUAG
Messenger RNA from Cyphellophora attinorum, 858 nucleotides. RefSeq lists its product as uncharacterized. The transcript has 2 exons. Gene Ontology annotation, biological process: retrograde vesicle-mediated transport, Golgi to endoplasmic reticulum. The record is from RefSeq and is a predicted model, not a curated record. The coding region runs from base 1 to 858 and encodes 285 amino acids. NCBI's taxonomy places the organism in Eukaryota, Fungi, Ascomycota, Eurotiomycetes, Chaetothyriales, Cyphellophoraceae.